Molecule: messenger RNA, 1683 nt
Organism: Microdochium trichocladiopsis
Lineage: Eukaryota; Fungi; Ascomycota; Sordariomycetes; Xylariales; Microdochiaceae
Product: fibronectin type III domain-containing protein
Exons: 3
Molecular function (GO): phosphatidylcholine lysophospholipase A1 activity; protein binding
Source: RefSeq, a predicted model, not a curated record
AUGGCACCGAGACGGAAUGGGCUCCUUGCUGGGGCCACGGCGAUCUUCGUCGCCAUCUCGUGCUUCAUACAGCCGGCCAGUGCCGUCAAGAUCAUGAUUGUUGGGGACUCCAUUACCCACGGCACUGAGGGUGAUUACACCUGGCGUUAUCGGCUUUGGCAACUCCUUGCAGGGCAAGGUCUCGACUUUGAAUUCGUCGGACCAUAUAUGGGCACCAAGACUCCGGCCACCUUUAGCCGCGAAGGACCUCCACGCUUCGAGGGCGAGUCUGCGCCGCCCGAGCCACUUCAAGUGACCGGAUACUACGCUCUCGAUAUCGAUCCGAGAAUGCAAAUGCACCAUUACUCAUAUUGGGGCCGCCAGGUAGCGCAGCACAUGAACACCAUCUACCAGGAGGUGGCCAAAUUCCAGCCCGACAUAUUGUUGGUGGAGCUCGGAUUCAACGAUCUGGGUUGGUUUGUGUCUGGCCCUGAAGGCACUCUACAGAGCAUGAAGACCUUUGUUGACAACGCCCGCCGCGCCAAUCCCAAUAUCAAAUUCGCAAUUGCCAACGUGCCCCAGCGCACCUUUAUCGACGGCCGCAAGGACCUCCCCGUCAUUACCGCUCAGUACAACGGCAUGCUGGCGCGGGCGAUUCCUCAGUGGAGGAACGGACAGUCACCUAUCGUUUUGGUUGACUUCCGGCAUGGCUAUACAUGUAAGUCGAUGCAGAGAGUUAGCUACGAUGGCUUGCACCCAAACGCACGAGGAGAGUACGAGAUUGCACGCGUUUUUGGCGCUGCCCUGCAGAAGUUCGGGGUGGGGUCACGAGAGUUGAUCAUCCCGACCAACAUUCCGCCGAGACGAUGCGUGAUCCCUGCGAACAUCCGAGCUCAGAGCAGUCCAGCCGGUAUUACCGUCACAUGGGACACGGCAUAUGGCGCAUUUGGGUACAAGUAUCGCUCUCGCAAUGUUGGCAGCGGCGACUGGGAAGAGCCCUGGUACUCAUGGCCGUCUAAUCAACUUGAGAGCGGCUGGGUGCUCGAAGGGCAAGAGAUCGAGUACCAAGUGCGGUCCAUCUGCGGCGAGAAUUACUAUUCCGACUGGACGGCCGUCGUGUCUGCAAGGGCCACUCCGCAGAACCAGGGCAUUGCCGGACCUCCCGCCGACAGCGUCAGGAUUGUGCCGACCGACGACGGCUUCACGAUGAGCUGGGCCGCGCCGCCAGGUGUCGCCGUGGAACGCUAUGGCCUGCUCCACUUCGACACGGACACGUACCACGCCUUCCUUAACAAGUUUGGCGUAGCGGGUACGAGCCACACAGUCAGAGGUCUGAAGCGCGGUAAUCGCUACGCGGUUGCUGUCGAGGCAUGGACGACAGGCGGCGUUGCCACUUUGCCCAGCGGCGCACGAGGCGUCAUCCCGGGUGGUGGGAGGCCCGGCAGACCCACCAAUCUGCGCAUCGUGGCACGGGACGGUGUCACAGUUAGGAUCAAUUUUGACGCCGUUCCGGGCGCGGCUGGCUAUCAACUCUACACACGCAACGUCAAUCAGGCCGGAUCUGUCCUCGUAGCUGACCCCUUCUCCAGGCGGAGCAACUGUUACGGCGUCACCUUCCUCUUUCCCGGCGCUUGGAACUUUGAGUACUGCCUGAUGGCUUACAAUGGCAAUCUGGAAUCUGACAUGUCCUGCAUCAUGGGACCU